AUGCGAGAAAAUAAAGACCACAGAACUCUAGCGUUGAAAGAUUUUCAAGAUCAAGACAUCAAAGCUGUUUUAGAGCGACCAGCAUUUUGUCAGAAGAAACACCGUGAAAACAAAGAGUUGGAGCUCUUUUGCAAGGACUGUAAAGUCGCCAUUUGUAGCGCUUGUGCCAUGACACUUCAUGAUAAUCAUGUCAAGAUGCUUUUGCAAGAAGCUACGGAUGCCCGCAAGACACAGAUCAAAUCCAUUAUUAAAUCUUUGAAAGACAAAGAAGUGGAAAAACAAGAGGAAGUCGAACAAUUCAACCAAAAAAGCAUCGCAUUUCAAUCGAAAGUAGCAGAGGUAAAAAGCCAAGUGCAGUCUUGUGUAGACCAAAUCAUUGCAAUCAUCGAAGCGAGGAAACAGGAUAUUUUUGAUGUGAUUGAUAAUCAAGCGAAAAAGUCACUGGAAUCUUUUUCUCAUAAAAAAGACGAACUGAACAAACAAGUGAAAUUAAUUGAAUUAGCAAUUGAACAAGCUGAAACUCUGUUGAAACAAAGCUUUAGCACUGAAAUCCUUGGAUUCAGUGAAACAUUUGAUUCAAUCCUGCAGGAACAGAGCACCCAAGAAAACCGUGACACUGAAUGUAUUCCUCGAUUUAGUUUCACUAAAAGUAAAAAACUGAUUAACCUGUUGAGCAUGAGCGAGGGGAUAGGUAAAGUAGAAUUUGUUUUUAGCGAAAUUAAAGCGCAACAAUUGGGAACUAAAGGUAAAGAAAGUAGUAAAGUAAUUGCUGGGAAUAAAGGGGCAAAUGUUCAUGACAGUCCUUUUGAGGCUCAGGUACAAACCAGGUGCUUCAGAUCUGUGCUGUCAUUUGGACGAAAAGGUAAGUCUGUUGGAAUGCUUAACAGUCCCUGGGGGGUGGCAGUAAAUGAUCAGGAUGAAAUUGCUGUGACUGAGUACUUGAACCACAGGGUUUCAGUGUUUAGCAGUGACGGUAUCCACUUAAGAUCGUUUGGUAGAUGUGGUGACAAUAAAGGUGAGUUCUGGUACCCUAAAGGGAUCGCUUUUGAUAGUCAUGGCAAUAUUGUAGUGGCAGACUGUUGGAACCACAGGGUGCAAGUCUUUGAUUGGAAUGGUAACUUUCUUAGUAUGUUUGGUGUUAAUCAGCUUCAAUACCCUGCAGGUUUAUCAAUAAACGGCAACGGUGAUAUUAUUGUUGCUGAUGGUAGAAACAUAUUAAUCAAGAUAUUCUCUUCUAGUGGGGAGUAUUUACGUAAAUUUAGUGGAGCAGGUUCUUUGGUCUCUCCCAUUCACUGUAUCCAACACGGUCAAUAUUUUAUAGUCUUAGACUUUGGUGACCAUUCCAUUAAAAUAUUUAGUCUUGAGGAAAGGUUUAUUUCUAAAUUUGGAAAACGGGGAAACAAGGAUGGAGAGUUCAAUAAGCCCCGUUACUUGUCAGUUAACAAAGAAGGAUUGCUUAUGGUCUGUGAUGAAAAGAAUCACAGAGUGCAGGUAUUUGAACUGAGUGGAAAGUUUGUUACAAAGUUUGGAAGUGAAGGUAGCGGGAGAGGAGAGUUAAACUAUCCAAUAUCUACAGCAAAUUUAAGUGAUGGAAGGAUAGUUGUGUCUGAUAUGGAGAACAACCAAAUCCAGGUUUUUGACAAGAUAUAAUUAUGAUCUUACCAGUGGUAUUAUUGUUGAAAAGUUCAAAUUGGGUAUCCAGAAUAAGAAACCGUAAUUUUUUAAACAAAAAGUAUCUCGUGACGUAUUUGUCACUGUUGACCUUUUCUAGUUGUCCGUGAGGGGUGGAAGGUGGGCAUUAGGUUGCUCUCACAUAUAUUGUCUCUUCUGUGAAUGUAACAAUAAAUUAUAAAACCCUGGCUGUAAUAGCUGAAAUGACAUUCAAAUUGUAAAUAUAUUUUGUAACCUUUUUUCAAAUGUACUGUAGUCUCAUCUAAUUGCCGAUUGUAGUUUAAUAAGGUGGUUCAAUUUUCUUGAGUCAAAAUUGUUUUUUGUCGUACACCCUUUCAUUUUCUUUCCAGUAGUUGCUAGUUGUUAGCAAGUUUAUUUUUGGAGAUAUUAUUCUCGAGCCCUAGCAUAAGUACCAAUUUUUUUCUCAUCAGGUCUGUUGGUUACCACAUAUAUUAACCGAACUGUAUUACGUUUUGUUGAAAAUGCAUUAAAGGAUAUUCAAAUAUAAAGAAUGUCUUUUUUGCUCAAAUUUAUCGUUGUCAAAGAGACCGUCAUUUGUUGAAGUUAAACGUACCAGUUUACUUCAUUCAAGUGUAAAUGUAUUUAGCACGCGAGUCUAAUUGAGGACACUAUUUUUACGUCUCUACUCAGAGAAUGCACCAUCAUUUCUAUGUUCAAUGAUCGUCCGAGUCACGUGUAGGUCUUCUGAGCAGUUUGCAGGACAAGACAGCACAGCGAACCCCUUUUAUUGACACUCGCUUAAGAAAGACACCUCAUUGUUUGUCCCUGGGGAAAAAGGCCCUUAUAUUUUCUCCUGAUUCAACCCCUUCAAUACGGACAAUUAAUUAUACAAUCACCACAAAAAUAAAAAAAACUAACAGUGAUGAAUGAAAAAAAAAAAAAAAAAAUAUACUUUAUUAUAAAGAUUUAAAGACACUAACCACACUCAAUACAAGUUUAAUUUUUUGCUUUGAUGGAAGAUGAGAUGUUUUUUUUUUUUUUUUUUUUUGGCUUCUUUGGCUCGAGAGGGAAAAAAGAAAAAUAACCUCUUCCCGUGAGAGACAUAAAGGGAUAAUAGGGAGAGGGCAUGAUCUCAGGCUAUACCGCGAGUAGCUAGCGAGGUCGCUGGCCGCAAAAAUUCCCUUGCAAGACGGCUGAGUCAUUGGAAAGCCCUGUCGUCCUGCGGAAAAGUACAUUCUGACUUAUAUUUUUGUUUCUGUAGAGAAAUACAGGAUGUUAUUUAUUCUUCCGUCACACCAUCAAAACAUGUCAAGAAACUCUAUCCAAGAAUCGUAGGCGUGUGUUCAUAAUGUGUUCAGUGGGCCUACGUGUAGGGGAGGGUGCGGCUUUACGUAAGCUAGUUGAAUGUACACAAAUAUGAAAAAAAUUCAAUAGUCAAUGCUUUAGCCUGCUAAGCAAAUUUUUCCGAACGAUUUAGGGAGAGAAAGAUUCUUCGAUUCAUUACUCUUUAUUGCCCUCGCUCCGACUUUCUUGACGAGGACCUCGCGCGGAAACCCUUGCUCAUUAACAAUUCUCGGAAAUACAGGAUGUUUUUUAUUCCUCCGUCAUGUCUUGAUUGGUUAAUAAUACAAAGCCGGUUUAGUCUGGAUCACAAGACAAGACUUCAUUGUUUAUUAGCAAAGCCAUUCCCUUGUUCGUCAACAACUAGGCCAAACUUUUUAAAAAGUAACCUUGUUUCCCACCUUUUCCAUGGAUAUCAAGACCUUGCUGGACAAUCUUCAUGAUGAAGUAUCCUGCUCUGUGUGCAUGUGCACAUUCACUGAUCCAAAGCAGUUGCCUUGUUUGCACAGUUUCUGUCUUCAUUGCCUGAACGGAAUUCAACGAACGAGCGGGCUCCAUGGUAAAAUUACAUGUCCCGAGUGUAGGAGACAGUUUCAGAUUUCUGGAAGUGGAAAUCCCAGCGAACUUCCCACCAAUUUUCGAAUAAACAGCUUGCUAGAUGUCUUGGCAAUAAAAGAGUGCAGUACAGUCAACGUGAAAUGCAGAAACUGCGAGAAACGGAGCGCCAAGACCUUAUAUUGCUUCCAGUGUUGUUCAUUCUGGUGUGAAGAAUGUAUUGUAGGACAUAACAUAAUGCGAGAAAAUAAAGACCACAGAACUCUAGCGUUGAAAGAUUUUCAAGAUCAAGACAUCAAAGCUGUUUUAGAGCGACCAGCAUUUUGUCAGAAGAAACACCGUGAAAACAAAGAGUUGGAGCUCUUUUGCAAGGACUGUAAAGUCGCCAUUUGUAGCGCUUGUGCCAUGACACUUCAUGAUAAUCAUGUCAAGAUGCUUUUGCAAGAAGCUACGGAUGCCCGCAAGACACAGAUCAAAUCCAUUAUUAAAUCUUUGAAAGACAAAGAAGUGGAAAAACAAGAGGAAGUCGAACAAUUCAACCAAAAAAGCAUCGCAUUUCAAUCGAAAGUAGCAGAGGUAAAAAGCCAAGUGCAGUCUUGUGUAGACCAAAUCAUUGCAAUCAUCGAAGCGAGGAAACAGGAUAUUUUUGAUGUGAUUGAUAAUCAAGCGAAAAAGUCACUGGAAUCUUUUUCUCAUAAAAAAGACGAACUGAACAAACAAGUGAAAUUAAUUGAAUUAGCAAUUGAACAAGCUGAAACUCUGUUGAAACAAAGCUUUAGCACUGAAAUCCUUGGAUUCAGUGAAACAUUUGAUUCAAUCCUGCAGGAACAGAGCACCCAAGAAAACCGUGACACUGAAUGUAUUCCUCGAUUUAGUUUCACUAAAAGUAAAAAACUGAUUAACCUGUUGAGCAUGAGCGAGGGGAUAGGUAAAGUAGAAUUUGUUUUUAGCGAAAUUAAAGCGCAACAAUUGGGAACUAAAGGUAAAGAAAGUAGUAAAGUAAUUGCUGGGAAUAAAGGGGCAAAUGUUCAUGACAGUCCUUUUGAGGCUCAGGUACAAACCAGGUGCUUCAGAUCUGUGCUGUCAUUUGGACGAAAAGGUAAGUCUGUUGGAAUGCUUAACAGUCCCUGGGGGGUGGCAGUAAAUGAUCAGGAUGAAAUUGCUGUGACUGAGUACUUGAACCACAGGGUUUCAGUGUUUAGCAGUGACGGUAUCCACUUAAGAUCGUUUGGUAGAUGUGGUGACAAUAAAGGUGAGUUCUGGUACCCUAAAGGGAUCGCUUUUGAUAGUCAUGGCAAUAUUGUAGUGGCAGACUGUUGGAACCACAGGGUGCAAGUCUUUGAUUGGAAUGGUAACUUUCUUAGUAUGUUUGGUGUUAAUCAGCUUCAAUACCCUGCAGGUUUAUCAAUAAACGGCAACGGUGAUAUUAUUGUUGCUGAUGGUAGAAACAUAUUAAUCAAGAUAUUCUCUUCUAGUGGGGAGUAUUUACGUAAAUUUAGUGGAGCAGGUUCUUUGGUCUCUCCCAUUCACUGUAUCCAACACGGUCAAUAUUUUAUAGUCUUAGACUUUGGUGACCAUUCCAUUAAAAUAUUUAGUCUUGAGGAAAGGUUUAUUUCUAAAUUUGGAAAACGGGGAAACAAGGAUGGAGAGUUCAAUAAGCCCCGUUACUUGUCAGUUAACAAAGAAGGAUUGCUUAUGGUCUGUGAUGAAAAGAAUCACAGAGUGCAGGUAUUUGAACUGAGUGGAAAGUUUGUUACAAAGUUUGGAAGUGAAGGUAGCGGGAGAGGAGAGUUAAACUAUCCAAUAUCUACAGCAAAUUUAAGUGAUGGAAGGAUAGUUGUGUCUGAUAUGGAGAACAACCAAAUCCAGGUUUUUGACAAGAUAUAA
Messenger RNA from Porites evermanni, 5415 nucleotides. The record is from the annotation of a GenBank genome assembly. Lineage: Eukaryota; Metazoa; Cnidaria; Anthozoa; Scleractinia; Poritidae.